Molecule: messenger RNA, 1948 nt
Organism: Folsomia candida
Lineage: Eukaryota; Metazoa; Arthropoda; Collembola; Entomobryomorpha; Isotomidae
Exons: 5
Coding region: 759-1640 (293 amino acids)
Source: RefSeq, a predicted model, not a curated record
CACCACACCACACCACACCACACCACCAACCCAUGCAGCAAAGUGAUAGUGAUCACUCGUGGAUGUUGAAUUGUUGACGACGACGAAGAAGAAAGAGCGUGCAGAAAAUCUUUCAAGGAACCAAACCUUAGUACAAGACUGGCACUGGUAAUGAAACCUCGCAUAAGUGAGAAGUUGGGCAAAACUAAUAAAAAGUGAACUUGCAUCUCGCAAAGGAACCGGAAUUCGUACGUAUUAUCAACAACGACGAGUGACCACUAUGUACUCAACGAGUGACCAACUAACGUGACACACAUAUCUACUUGCAAGAAAGUAAAUGCAUAUGUAUGCAUCUCGACUUCCUUGACGAAUCUUUUUCAUGAAGAAGUCGAGAUUUUCGGAAAUGUGUUCGCAAGUAGUUUUUAAAAUCUUUGCAAGUAAAUAAUUUACGCAAGCUUUAUUCUAAAGUGGUUGUCGAGAGUGUAAAGUUGUGUUAAUAUGUAAAUCGAGUGUCAUUUCCAAAUUUUCAUUACGUCGUUCUCCUUCCUAUUAAAUAUUCCACUGUUUAAAAGGAAAGUUUCAAUAACUUUGAAGUUUGGGAAACUGGAAAGUCAAAAAGUGUGCAUGCAUUUGCUGCUGGUGCUGAUCCAGAUUUAGGGUUUGAAGGAGCAAAGUAAUUUAAAUUUAACCAAAGUCAAGACGGAGGGCGACAAGGACUCCUCGCUGAUUUUAUAUGGAUCCAUGAAAGUGCAAAGAAGUUGAUUAAAAUUCUAAUUAAAAUGGGCCAAGUGGGAUUUAUUAGGGGGCUCUGUCGAGGUAGCACUUCUUCUUCCAGCAGGAGGCUUAGAAAUGAAAUUCUACUCGUUGGACUUGUUUUGUUAAGUUUUUGUACCAAAGUGCUAACCACCCCUCAAGAUUCCUCGCCAAGUGGAGAUGAUAGCAUUCAGGAAAAGAUGAGAAAAUUCCUCAGUAAUCAUUGCAACAGACAGAAUCAGACGCUGGAACAGGAGGAAUAUGAAACGUUCAUCAAAUGUAACCCCACUCAGGCGGCAAUGAUAAUCAAAAAUAUUGACUCACACCAAGAAGCCGAUCCAGCCACGAGACACAAAGAGAUUCAGAACGAGAUCAACAAGCAGUGUGGCGACUGGCCGGUCAAGAGGGCUUGUCAGAAGAGAAACUUCAAAUUGAUCGAAAAAUGUUUUGACGGACAGCAGAAAUUCGUCUUUUAUUUUUUGCUCGCACUGACAGAUACCAUUUGCCAGGAUGGAGAUCAAUUCGUCGAAUUUUGGGAGUCAGGAGGCAACAAGUGCUUGAACGAGCAUUUGAUGAAAUUGACGAACGAAAUUUCAGAUUGUUUAACAUUCACGUCUACCAUGACGAAGGAUGAGUUGGACAAAAACAUUGACAAAAUUACGGGCUGCAUCGGAGACAAAUUUGCCAACUGUGGAAGCCCCGAAUCCAACAAAGUUAUUCAAAACUUGUUACAGGAUAUUGAAUCGUUUUAUAAUGAAAUCAAAAUUUCUGCCCUCACUUCAUCCGCUGCACCUUCGCGAUUCUCCUUGGCUGCUGGUGUUGCAACGCCAUUUACAAUUCUAAUUAGCUCCUCACUAUUUAUAGCCGUGUCAAUGCAGAAUCUCUUCACUCCUGCUUUUCUGAGCUGAUUGUAUGUAAAUGAGAUGAGAUGAGAAUGCAGUACAGAAGAUAAUUGGGGAGACUGGUUUAAUUAAGUUGUAUUAAAGAUAAGUAGUGAGUAAAAGUCGUCUCGCUGUAAACUGAUCCUGUUAUUAAUGCGGUUUUAUUAUACGGUACUUAAAACAAGAUAAAGAAUUAAGUAGUGGCUCAAAAAAAUGAAAUGAAAUGCAAAAAAACUAGUGAAACGAGAGAUGAAUUAAAUGCGAAUCACGGAAUCAAGUUGUUAUUUACAAAAGUGAGUGAAUAAUAUAUUUCUGAGAAAUUGUUCAAAAUAUUA